AUGUCAUCGGCAAGAUGCCAGCAAAAUCGCAUGAAAUCAAUUAUUGGGAACUCCUAUAACAAGUUGUACUGUCAGUUUACAGCUGAAGAACUAAGUGAAGUUGGAAAUUACAAAAUUAUGAAGCAGAUUGGUGAGGGAAGUUUUGGUAAAGUUUAUUUGGCCUCUCAUAAACCAACGCAUCGGAAAGUUGUGCUCAAAACAAGCGAUAAAAAUGAUCCCAAUGUAGUCCGUGAAGUGUUUUAUCAUCGACAGUUUGACUAUUUGUACAUAACAAGGCUUUAUGAGGUUAUUGUUACGGAGACUAAGGUUUGGAUGGCGUUGGAAUAUUGUCCAGGGAAAGAACUGUACGAACAUUUGCUUGCAUUGAAGAGAAUCUCACUUGAUGAAUGUUCUAGGCUUUUUGCACAAAUUGUUGGUGCCAUUUAUUACGCACAUUCUCUGAACUGUGUUCACCGAGAUUUGAAAUUGGAGAAUAUUCUUCUGGAUAAGAAGGGAAAUGCCAAAUUGACUGAUUUCGGUUUCACUCGCGAAUGCGUUUCUAAAAGUCAAUUGGAUACAAUAUGUGGUACCACGGUUUACAUGGCGCCAGAGUUGACUGAAAGGAAGAGUUAUGAUGGGUUUAAGAUUGACAUUUGGGCCCUAGGUGUGAUUCUUUAUACGAUGAUCAAUGGUUCGAUGCCCUUUGACGAGGACGAUGAGGCCAAGACAAAGUGGAAGAUAGUCAAUGAAAUGCCCGAGAUAAAUGAAGAUCUGGUUAGUCCCGACGCGAAGGAUCUCAUAGAGCAGUUGUUGGCAAAGGAUCCCAAUGAACGACCCUCUAUUGAAAAGAUUCUAACACAUCCUUUCCUUCAGCCUUACGGCAUUCCGUUGAUGGAGAAGACUCAAAAGAUUCUGCGAAAGCAAAGACGAGGAUCAGUUCAUUUCCAUUCUAAAUUGGAGAGGAAACUUCUAAAGAGGCUAAAACAAAUGGGGUUUGAUACUCAGUCGAUGAAAGCUUCGGUUCAGAAGAAAAAAUGUGAUGCACUUUCAGGUCUAUGGCUUUUACUUGUUGAACGAGAAUUGGCUUUAGAGAAACAGGAACGUCCUCGGAGAAGCAGAUCGGUUCUAUCAGUAAGGAAAGUCUUCGAUAAUUCCUUAGUAAGUGUGGAAUCUAAAGGCUCAAAUGACAAAUCACUCGGGCAGCAAUUGGACUCCAAGAUAACUGCACCACUCAAUAGGAUUUUGAGCAAGAAAAGUGAAACUCCCUCUCUUGUCUCCCCAUCGCCGAAAAAGUCGCCUUGGGAGCCACUCAUAGUUGACCGGAUGACCACGUUCAAUUCUAAUCAAGGUGCGGAAGGCACUUCAACCGGAACUUCAACUCCCAAAAAACGGAACAUCUUCAGCAAGGUAUCGAAGUUCUUCAAGCAAAAGCGCAUAAACAGUGCUGCCGCUAAUAUCACAAACAUGAAGGGCGAAGAAUCCGCCAAGAGCCGAAGUAUUUCAAGUUCUGAGUCGAUUAAAGAUAAAGAAAACUUGGAAAAGAAGAGGAUCAACAGAUCUGAAUCUCUUCGAUCUACAUCGAAGGAAUCCAACGGAUCAACCGCUGACCACGAUACGAAGCAGCUAGGUCGAGAUCUAGCCUUUGAUGGCACUGGUGAUAAGCCUCAGAGGAAAUCAGAACGACAGCCGCGUCAACUAAAACGUCUAAAGUCGACGACGUCCAGUGAAAUAUCGGGUCAAACCUCGGAGAUAGCAAGCAAUAAUCACAGAUCUUCGUUCACUGAAAACACAAAUUCCCAGCCUUUGAAAAAUACCAGGCCAAUAUCAGUUGUUUCACAGCACUCGGAGAUUUCGAACGAAACGUUCAACUCUGAGUACUCAACGGACUACAAUAAUUCGUCUUUCAGAGCCUCUGAUUCUGCCAAGUCGAGCAUUCCUCACGCUAAUGCUGGUGGUGUCUCUCAAUAUUCUACCGGUAGUGAAAAGACUAAUCUAAGUUACAGUCAAAAGUUUGCUGUUAGAGACUUGAGUAUCAUGUCCAGUGCAUCGAGCGCCUCAGAAAGAAGCUCCCGAACAGAUUCGUUCUACGACAUAACGACAGCAUCAUCCCCAAUGAUGGAUGUACGAAAUAUUAAUCGUGCGCAAAUAAAGGACUCUAUACUCCCACGUUUUGGAGCUCAGAGUCAUAGACUGCCGAAGAGAGGCCAUCGUCGUUUUACCUUAGGAAGGAGAACGCACGGUAAGGAUUUUAUGAAGCACGCUCCAGGCCAUCAUCAAUCUAUAAUCCAGGAAGAAAGCUCCUCUGGUGGUGACGAUGAAAAGCAUGCGGUUGACAAUGGGCCACUAACUGGAGGACUAACAUUAGAGGAAGAUGAGGAAUUAGCGAUUCAUAGUGACACCGAGACGCCAGGCGCAAUUACAGGCCCAGCAAAGCUUCACUACGCAGAUAACCCACGAGGUUUUACGUUCUCAAGGUCUCUCAGCGAGGGAAGUGAAUGGUCUCGUAGCUUUUUAGAACUUCGCCAUGAGCGGAAAACGAAACCGAAAGCUCCUGAUGAUGACGAAGCACUAAUAAUGACCGAUAAUGACGGCAACUCGUCUGCGUAG
Torulaspora delbrueckii is the source of this 2586-nucleotide messenger RNA. RefSeq names its product non-specific serine/threonine protein kinase. Bases 1 to 2586 code for a protein of 861 amino acids. The transcript has a single exon. Gene Ontology annotation, molecular function: protein kinase activity; ATP binding. Gene Ontology annotation, biological process: regulation of cytokinesis; mitotic spindle organization; protein phosphorylation. NCBI's taxonomy places the organism in Eukaryota, Fungi, Ascomycota, Saccharomycetes, Saccharomycetales, Saccharomycetaceae. Gene Ontology annotation, cellular component: chromosome passenger complex; spindle microtubule; spindle midzone. The record is from RefSeq and is a predicted model, not a curated record.